AUGCCUUUCGAAAUCCCUCUGCGAAACAAGCUGAAUGCUGGCGAGAAAGCGGCUGGUGCAUGGCUCACUCUUCCGAGUACUGCUAUCGCACGAACAAUAGCCCGUACAAACAACAUCUCAUGGGUGCUGAUUGACGCAGAGCAUGGCUUGAUAACCGACUCCCAAUUUUACGACCUCACCAACGCCAUCGCCUCUUCCGGAGCAUCUCCUCUGAUUCGUGUCCCAGCAGAAGAACCGUGGCUCAUCAAGCGAGCUCUCGACUCUGGCGCCCAUGGUCUCAUGGUCCCAAUGGCCAAUAACGCCGAACUCGUCCGCAAGGUCGUCCUCGCCACAAAAUACCCACCAGUAGGCAUCCGUGGUUUCGGUCCUAUGUACACGCACGCAGCGGGCGCACUGGGAGGUGACUACAAAGCCCGCGCGAACGAAGACCUCGUCAUUGCCGUGCAGAUCGAACAUCCUCAGGCCGUCGAGGAGAUUGACCAGAUUUGUGCCACGGGGAUCGACGUCGCUUUCAUCGGACCAUUCGACCUUGCGUUGUCAAUGGGCGUCGAGUUUGGGAGUGAGGCGCAUGAGGCGGCUAUCGCUAAGAUUCUCGCCUCAGCGAAGAAGGCAGGCAAGACCGCUGCGAUCUUCUGCCUAACCGGUGAACAAGCCGCAAAACGGUUCGCCCAGGGAUUCGACAUGGUCAGCGUCACGACGGACAUCGACACCAUCACGGACGGCUUCGCGGCUGCUUUGAACACUGCGACGGGAAGCUCGGUGGAGGGCGUGAAGGGGUAUAAUACGAAGUAG
This is a messenger RNA of Stereum hirsutum FP-91666 SS1, 792 nucleotides long. Its product is annotated as Phosphoenolpyruvate/pyruvate domain-containing protein. The record is from RefSeq and is a predicted model, not a curated record. The transcript has 8 exons. NCBI's taxonomy places the organism in Eukaryota, Fungi, Basidiomycota, Agaricomycetes, Russulales, Stereaceae. Gene Ontology annotation, cellular component: cytoplasm. Gene Ontology annotation, molecular function: aldehyde-lyase activity. The coding region runs from base 1 to 792 and encodes 263 amino acids.